This is a messenger RNA of Perognathus longimembris pacificus (Pacific pocket mouse), 2841 nucleotides long. RefSeq names its product XK related 9 (gene Xkr9). The coding region runs from base 1723 to 2841 and encodes 372 amino acids. Gene Ontology annotation, cellular component: plasma membrane. The transcript has 4 exons. Gene Ontology annotation, biological process: phosphatidylserine exposure on apoptotic cell surface; engulfment of apoptotic cell; apoptotic process involved in development. NCBI's taxonomy places the organism in Eukaryota, Metazoa, Chordata, Mammalia, Rodentia, Heteromyidae. The record is from RefSeq and is a predicted model, not a curated record.
UAGGAUACUAACUGAGGUUACGACAUCGUAGGUGUCACUAGCCUUUGUGAUUACAAGAAAGAAUGCAGGAGCUGGUGUCCUUUUAGCUCUGUAUCCAAGGUAGCUUAUAAGCCAUAUGUCCUAUUUAUCUGUUUUAUAAAAGAAAUGGCAUUUUUGAAUUUGCUUUGACUGGAACUUUAUCCCUCCUACCUUUCAUUAGCACUUGUUCCCUGUGGAGGAAAAAGAGGUGGUAACCACCUGCCCAGGGAAAUAGGUUGGGUUUGUGAAGGAUGUGUUUCUCUUUGUAAAGAGUCAUUUCUUAAUUGUCUAAGUAUUAACUACUCUAGAAUUAAUUACUGCUCUCCAUUUAACAAUUUGAGCCAUAAGUUAUUGAAAAGAAUAUUCAAGGCUGGGCACAAUUGUGCAAGCCUGUUAUAGCUACCCUGGAGGCCUAGUUAGGGAAGGUGAUUCUUGGCCAACAGUACAAAAGUUAGAUCCCACUCCAAACACACAAGCCUGUCAUGAAGCUACUAAGGAUUUAAUAGGAUAAGUACAAUGAUUUUGCAUUUUGUUCAGCUACAUUCACACUCCUUUAUCAUCUAACUACAAAUGUGCAAAGCGUUGUAGUAGACAUAUUAGGAGAUGGUGAAAUGAAUAAGAUAGUUUUCUUUUUCCCAGAGGGUCAUAACUAAGGAGGCACAUGACCUUGUUGUAAUGUCUAUGUGUGCAAUUCUAGCAGUAAAAUACAGGUAAAAUGAUGGAAUCGCAAGGAAAAAGUGUGGGUUUUUAGCUUAUCCUUAAAGGAUUACUGAAAAUUUUGUCAGGUAGUUGGUGGCUAUUCUAGAUAGUAAAUAACCUUGAGGAAGAGGAAAUACAGUGUUUUGGGAGUUUCUAUAGUUUGGAUCUGGAAUGUUCCCUGGAAGCCUAUAUGUUCAAGGCUUGUACUCAUCCUAUAGUGAUAAUAAGAUAUAGUGGAACUUCUAACAGGAAGUUUUCAGGUUAUUUGCUUCCUGGUGUGAGGUGAGCAGUUUUGCCUUGCUGUUUGUUGCUGUCAUGAUGUACUACUCUCCAGAAAUCUACAAGUGAUGGGGCCAUUACAUUAUGGACGUAGAACUCUUAACACUGAGCACCAAAAUUAAUCUUUGAUUUUUACAAGUUGCUUAUCUCAAGUCUUUACUACAGUAGGGGAAGCUUGGAAUCUAGUCAACUAUGAGAGAAACCAUGGUAUUUCUUUCCCCAGUGAGAUAAUUGUAAACAGGUAUGCCCUGGUCAUGAUGAUACAGACUCUUAUCACUAGAUUAGAAAAUAUCACUGUGAGUAACAGGUGAAUUCAGUUUCAUUUUAGUAUUCAAUCCUUCUGGAUCAUAUGCUCUCUGAUUAUACUUGUCUUCAGUGAGGAAGAAAUAAUUUACAAUGUGAAGAUUUUCCAGAAGGGGCUUUGAAUAAAAGAAGACAUUUUGGAUUGACAAGUAUUUUCAUCUGUAAUGAAGACAAUUGAGAAAUAGAAGAUUGAGUAACUAACGCCUUGCAACACUGGAACUGGAUUAGAGAUUUAGAAAAAUUAAAGUAUUUCCUUCAGUAUUCUAAUUUCAUAAUAUUCAGUUUUCUAAAUAGAUUUAGGUAAUCAAAAUUAGAAUUCAGUGCUAUACCAAUAAUUGCACUAACACUUUUUCUGGCAUUUUUUUUUAUUUUUUGUAAGAAGAGGGAAGAUAGCUGGGAAGCCAAGGGUUAUAGUCAUUCAUAAUGAAAUACACAAAAUGCAAUUUUAUGAUGUCAGUUCUUGGCAUUAUAAUUUAUAUAACUGAUUUAAUUGUGGACAUCUGCGUAUCUGUUAGGUUUUUCCAUGAAGGACAAUAUGUUUCUGGUGUCUUAAUAUUAAGCUUCAUGCUUUUUGGAACUCUUGUGGUCCAGUGUUUUAGUUAUACUUGGUUUAAGGAUGAUUUAAAAACAGCAGACCAAGAAAGUCAACAUUGUUUUCUUCUACUUCAUUGCCUGCAAGGAGGACUUUUUACAAGGUACUGGUUUGUUUUAAAAAGGGGUUACCAGGUGGCUUUCAAAUAUGACAGCAAUACUCAUAACUACACUGAAGAGCAAAGUGAUCGACAUGAAGUGAUUGAUAGAGUGACUGAUCUGAGCAUGCUCAGGCUAUUUGAGACCUACCUGGAAGGUUGUCCUCAACUUAUACUUCAGCUCUACAUCUUUUUGGAACAUGGUGAAUUGAAUUUCAUUCAGUCUGCAGCCAUCGUGGUUUCUUGCUGUGCUAUUUCUGUGGCAACGGUUGAUUUUCAAAUAGCUUUAAGAAAAUCUUUGCCUGAUAAGAAUCUUCUCAAUGGAGCCUGCCCCAGGAUCACAUAUCUGCUUUACAAGUUUCUUACUUUAGCGUCUUGGAUGCUCAGUGUUGUACUUCUACUGUUUGUUAAUGUUACCAUGACUUUAUGUCUUUUGUUAUUUCUUUGGCUCAUAGGUUUAAUAUGGGCAAUUAAAAAUCAAACUCAAUUUUGUAAUUCUAGAGGUAUGGAAUUCUUAUAUAGGGUGGUUGUUGGAUUCAUUUUUGUUUUUACAUUUUUUAAUAUUAAGGGACAGCAUACCAGAUGUCCAAUGUCUUCUUAUUAUAGCAUAAGAGUACUGGCCACGUUGGGGAUAUUGUUUGUGUUCUGGACUUACCCACUCUCUAUUUUUAGCUCAGACUAUUUUAUACCUAUCAGUGCUUUUAUAGUUCUUACUCUUCCUUUUGGAAUCAUUUUUCUAAUUGCUUAUUAUGGGAAUUGUCACCCAAACAUAAAUGAUGAUACAAAAGAUGAUGAAAUUGAUGGAAAAUCUGUUCAAAGAUACUGUAGAAUGAGGUAUUUUCUAAUGGAAUAA